Messenger RNA from Peromyscus californicus insignis, 8320 nucleotides. It is a transcript of the gene Zbtb34, whose product is annotated as zinc finger and BTB domain containing 34. The transcript has 2 exons. Gene Ontology annotation, molecular function: RNA polymerase II cis-regulatory region sequence-specific DNA binding; DNA-binding transcription factor activity, RNA polymerase II-specific; protein binding. Lineage: Eukaryota; Metazoa; Chordata; Mammalia; Rodentia; Cricetidae. The record is from RefSeq and is a predicted model, not a curated record. The coding region runs from base 1663 to 3219 and encodes 518 amino acids. Gene Ontology annotation, biological process: regulation of transcription by RNA polymerase II.
AGAAAGAGGCUAGAGGCUAUGAGGUGAGCUAGGGUGCCCUGGCAGUUAGACCACUGUUCAAAGCUGAAUAGUGUAUCCUGCCUGUUUGUGGUGUCCAGCCUUUGCUGCUCCCUCCAUCCCCGUUUAAGGGUCUUUCAGGUUUGGCUUUACCCUCACCUAAACCUGACUUUUCCCUGGCCUCUGCUUCUCCAAGUUUGCCCAGGUUAUGACUCCCUCUAGGGCUGUUGGUCCAGCCCUCUGAGCACAUUCUCCAUUUUACUUCCUUCAAGCCCCUGCUGAAGAUAUACUUCCUCCAAAGGGUGUUCCCUCACCGCCCUACCCCCAUGCCUUUGUGGCACUGGGACUCUGCAGCAAGCUUCCUUGGUUGUUGAGCUUGUCCUGGCCCGGCUGGAGCAGGAGUUUUGUUUGAAGACCCAGCCUGUUAAUGCUUCUUUCAGACUCUUCUGCUACCUGAUGCUGGAACUGGAAUUUUGAUAAUAGGUCCUCAAAUAGUUCUUGAUUUUUGUUGGUAAACAACUUUUUUUUUUUUUCUUAAAGGAGAAGCUGUUUAGUUAUUAGCUUCCUCUGUCCUCUGUAACUACUGGCAUUUAAUGCUGCAAUUCCAGGUGAAUGUUUUCAAUUUUAUUCUCACAUGCAAAAAGCACAGAAAAAAUUCUGUGAAACGUUAGUAUUUAUUCCUGAUCCCGGGGAAAGAAAAAAAAAGUGUAAUUCUUAAGUCUAAGGCUGUGGGGGGAGAAAGUCAGGUCUGGGAUCAGGUCUGGAUUUGAGUCUCAGCACAGACACUCAAUAGCUGUGUGAAGCUGAGUGGUUUAUCACGUUCUCUGAGCCUGCCUUUUCUUCUUUUCUUUGUUGGUGCUGAAGAGUUAGCCCAGGGCCUGGCACAUGCUAGGCAAAUGCUCUACCCGAGUUACAUCCCCAGCUCGAGGCUGCCUUUUCUUGCUUGUAAUGUGUAAUAAAGUCUGCGUUGUAGCGUUGUUACAGGUGUGUGUUCAUUCUUGUAUAUCUGUAUGUGUGUGUGCACUAGCGCCGGGAUCCUUUUCCACCGCUCGCUCCCAUCUCCACUUUAUUCUUUUGAGACAGGGUCUCUCAUUGUAUCUGGAGCUCACUAUUCAGCCAGACUGGUUGGCUCGCAAGCCCUAGAGAGCCUCCUGUCCUCACUGUCCAGUGCUGGGGUUACAGAGCAUGAGCCUGUGCGUGGCAUUUACACAGGUGCUGAGAAUUCAGACUCGGGCCCUCAUGCUUGCAUGGUAAGCACUGUACAAAUGAAGCCCUCUCCACAGCCUCUGUGGAUUUUAAUGAAGAUGGCACACAAAGGAGGCGGCAGAGCUUCGGAACUGCUGAAGACAUUUUAUAUGACUAGGUGUGGUGUUUCAGAGUGGAGGGAAGAUGGGCUGCCAAGCUCUGUCUGCCCAAUACACAUGUCUCUGUUCUGUCUUCCAGAUGAAGCAAGAAUGUCAAGUAUUGUGACCCCAGAGUCCCAUCAUAUAUAUUUCCACUAAUUUUCAUGUUUCUUUAGUUGAAAUUCUGUUUCAUGCUUUCAGACUUCUUAAUUGUGUCCAUUUAAUGUUUUGUAGCUGACAAACUGCUGCAUUUAGCUUAGUGAAGGUCACCAACUGAGCGCAGUUAAGCUUCUAAUGGUUGUUUUCUGUUGAUGUUGCUGGCAUGGAAAGCACCUUGGAAGAAUGCAGUUCAAGAUUGCGUCUCGUGUCAGUAGAAAUGGACAGCAGCAGUUUCAUUCAGUUCGAUGUGCCUGAGCACAGCAGCACCGUUCUGAGCCAACUAAAUGAGCUCCGCCUGCAAGGGAAGCUAUGUGACAUCAUCGUCCACAUUCAGGGUCAGCCAUUCCGAGCCCACAAAGCCGUCCUUGCUGCCAGCUCCCCGUAUUUCCGAGACCAUUCAGCAUUGAGCACUAUGAGUGGCUUGUCGAUAUCUGUGAUUAAGAACCCCAGCGUGUUUGAGCAGUUGCUCUCCUUCUGUUACACUGGGAGAAUGUCCUUGCAGCUGAAGGACGUUGUCAGCUUUCUGACCGCGGCCAGCUUUCUUCAGAUGCAGUGUGUCAUUGACAAGUGCACGCAGAUCCUGGAGAGCAUCCACUCAAAGAUCAGUGUGGGAGAUGUUGACUCUGUCACCAUUGGUGCUGAAGAGAAUCCCGAGAGCCGGAAUGGGGUGAAAGAUGGCAGCUUCUUCGCUAAUCCUGUUGAGAUCUCCCCUCCAUAUUGCCCUCAGGUACGGCAGCCUCCAGUCAGCAGCGAUCUCCGGAUGGAGACGACCCCCAACAAAGCCCUUCGGAGCCGCUUACAGGAAGAGGGGCACUCAGAUCGGGGGAGCAGUGGCAGUGUGUCUGAGUACGAGAUUCAGAUCGAAGGGGACCACGAGCAAGGGGACUUGUUGGUGAGGGAGAGCCAGAUCACUGAGGUGAAAGUGAAGAUGGAGAAGUCUGACCGGCCCAGUUGUUCCGACAGCUCCUCCCUAGGGGAUGAUGGCUACCACACAGAGAUGGUUGAUGGGGAACAAGUUGUGGCUGUGAACGUGGGUGCCUAUGGCUCUGUGCUCCAGCAUGCAUAUCCCUACUCCCAGGCAGCCUCACAGCCUUCCAACAUGCCAGAAGCUUUUGGAGGUCAGAGUAAUUCCAGCCCGUCCAGGUCCAUGCUGAGCUGCUUCCGAGGCCGUGGUGCCCGCCAAAAGCGGGCUCUGUCUGGUCACCUGCACAGUGACCUGCAGUGUGUGGUGCAGGGAUCUGACAGUGAAGCCAUGAUGAACAAUCCCAGUUAUGAGAGCAGUCCCCGGGAGAGGAGUGCAAGGGGUUACUGGUACCCAUACAACGAGAGGUUGAUCUGUAUUUACUGUGGGAAAUCCUUUAACCAGAAGGGAAGCCUCGACAGGCACAUGCGACUGCAUAUGGGAAUCACCCCCUUUGUGUGCAAGUUCUGUGGGAAGAAGUACACACGCAAGGACCAGCUGGAGUACCAUAUCCGGGGCCACACCGAUGACAAACCAUUCCGCUGUGAGGUCUGUGGGAAGUGCUUUCCAUUCCAGGGCACCCUCAACCAGCACCUGCGGAAAAACCACCCGGGUGUCACCGAGGUCAGGAGUCGCAUGGAGUCCCCCGAAAGAACAGAUGUGUACGUGGAACAGAAACUCGAAAGUGAUGUGUCAGCCUCAGAAAUGGCUCUAGAUUCCCGAAUGGAAAUCCACACGGUAUCUGAUGCGCCUGACUAAGGUGAUGGAAAAGGUGCCCUGAACAAAGCACAUCAGUCCGUGCGUGCUUGUGAUUUGCUUUCUUGUAAUCUUUGGUUUUCCCACCAUCUGGAAAUCUCUUGGUUUCUUGGUAGUUUCUCUGAAGGUUCCGGGUGUGGCACUUGUUGUGUUUACCCUCCUCCUCCUCCCCUCCCCAAAGGAGCUCAAAGCAUGAAGGGCAGCGUAUCCAGGGAAAACACAGGCUGACAGUGGGCCUCUGCUGAAGGCUUCUCCCCACUCUGCCAGUGACUCAGCUCUGCAAACAGAACGCAGGCACCCUCACUGUGGGUGCUAGCCCCGGUGCAUUUCCACGGAGAGAGGUGAGGGUGCCGUCCACUGAUACAAAUGGGUAACCUUUUCUAAUUUAAAAUUACUUUUGGGGGUAGUUAGACAAUUUAUAUAUAUAUAUAUAAUAAAGUGGUUAUUAUAUAUAUAGUAUAUAUACAUUCUCAAAUUUGGGUUUAUUCUGGUUGAGGUGAAUGUAAGAGGAAUAUAUAAUUUAAUACAAUGUGAACAGAGCUCUGAUUCUGUUUCAGCCCCGCCUACUAUGUUAGUUCCCACCCUUUGAUCCCCUUACAGAAGAAUGUCAGUAGAUUUUCACAUAGAGUAAUCAUUGCGUCCAAAUGCAAGCAAAGCAAAUCACAGUGUUCGUAGCUCUGCUUCAUAACAAACACAUAAACCAAAUGCCAUAAAACUCCUUCGCCUGUAGUGGGAACCAUUUGGAACUUUUGUUCGUUGUCCGGGUGCGCUGGACAGCGUGCGGUGCUGACCUUCCUACACAGUAGUGUUACACUAGCCAGCCCCAAAGGAGCAGCGGUUUUCAAGGUCUGUACUACAAAUCUACCUUCAUUCCGUACUGUAGAAGCAUACCGAGCAGGUAACUACAUCAGAUCGCUCCACCGUGAGUUAGACUCUCACUAAAGGACAGGAAUUGGUAGCACUUGCCUACACAAUUCUCCAAGUAGUGUUGUGGUUUGUUGUUUUGUUUUCUUUUGGGUUUUUCUCUCUCUCCUCAAACAGCCAGUUCAGGUGCACAACAACUUUUUCUAUGCGGUUCCCAGGGAAACUGCAGAACUUGGAAUUUGUACUUUUUGUAAAGCUAUACUCUACGGGAAUUGCAAGCAAUAUAUCUAUCUUAGUAUUGUGUGUGCUAAUGAGAGCCUCGGUGGCUCCUCCAUUCUCUCAGUGUUUCCUGCUUAAAAAAAAGAAGUCAAAACCCUCUGAGAUCCUCAGUGUGUCACCAAAUCUGUGUGUAUGUCUCACAUUUUUGGUCACGUGGUGCUAUUUUUAUGUUAAGUAUCUUUUAGGUCAGUAUCGUCUAGAAAAUGUGAAACCUACCAGUAGUAAUGACUUAGUUACUUUCCUCUCAAGUUCACAGCUUGAAAAGAAACCUCAAAAGCGUGUGCUGGCAAACGGGUUACUGUCUGAGUUGUGUCUGGUCAGUGCUUUGGAAAAUGUCUGUUUGCUGUUAGGUUCAUAUACACCAACAGGCUUCACAGAUGGCUCUGGUGCUGUGUGGACUCAGGCAGAGAGGGCAAUUUGGUAGGCCGUUUAUGGGUCAGGUUUGCAGCUGGCUGUGGAGACAGCAGCGCUCUAGUCUCUGGCUGAGUACCUGGGCUCCGAGACCCAGACUCAAACAAACAGAACCCAGAAACUGAGGACCAACCUCAGAGGCUAGGAGCUAAGGAAUACAGAAAUAGAUGUUUGCUGGUUGCAAUGCUUUUUUGGCUCUUAAAAUGAUAGGUUUCGGGGGAGGUGGUUUUUGUUUUGUUUUGUUGGUGGCUCUUUUUGUGGGGGGAGAUGGGGGGGUUUCGAGACAGGGUUUCUCUGUAUAGCCCUGGCUGUCCUGGACUAGCUCUGUAGACCAGGCUGGCCUUGAACUCAGAGAUUCUCCUGCCUCUGCCUUCCUAGUGCUGGGAUAAAGGCAUGUGCUACCACCACCCACCUUUUUUUGGGGGGGGGGUUGGUUUUUAUUUGAGAAAUAGUAGUUUGACUCCAGCCCUUUCUUCAUGUGUAGCAGCCCCGGGGCACACAGUGGCACCUUGUUAGCACACAGGAUCUGCUCAUAUGUGAACUGCUCGCCUGCCUCGCCUCAGUGUUAACUCCUGUAGAUGACUAAUCCCGCUGCUCCCGGGAGGAGCAGCUUUUGCUAAUCGGGUAUACAGUAUGCCUUUUCCUCGUCAAACUGCCUAAGUCGGGGUUGGUUCUCUCCCUGGAGCAUGUGUUCAGCCAAGAAAGCUGACUGCCUCAAGGGGAGGAUGGACCCCAAGUGUUUACCUACUUAAGUGUGUUCUGAGGUUUCAGGUAAAUGUUUGUGAUUUCUCAUUUUCCUUACACAAAUGCAUUUUGUUUUGAUUUUUCUUUUUGAGAAUUAAAUGCAAAAACUUUGUGUGUGUGUGUGUGUGUGUGUGUGCGUGUGUCGUGAUACCAGUUAAGUUUGUGACAAGAAAGCCCCAAAUCUAAGGACGUGAGACGUCGAGCUCAGGGAAGGAGCCUCCUUUUCACUAGGCCUGGGCCUUCUGAGAUGCUCCAGGGCUUCCUGUGGUGAGGGGUGCACUUGGGCAGCACGCCCAUGUCCUGGCUCUGGUCACUGUCUGUCUGAAUUACGUACAUUAGUUCUUGUGCUGUUUGUCAACUUGUUUAGCUGGUUUGAGUUUACCAAAGAGUGACUUAUCCAAAAUUGUCUUUGACAAAAAUCUACAUUGCUUUGAUUGUACAGUUCAGGUUCAAACAUUGUAAUGGGACUGUUAGGGGCAGAAAACCAAUUUGAGUUUUUAAUGAUCAUGAUUCCACACUUCGCAAGUUGCGCUUGCUCCCAUUCGUGUUGCUAACACUUUACCCUCUCCACUGCUAGCAGUGUUAAGAAUGAAUCCUCAAGCCAUAACACAGUACUGUAAAGUUCACGGGGCUUGGAGGGAGGCAGCGCCCAGGCCAGCACAGCACUGCAUAGCCUGGCUGCGCAUUUGCACUAGGCGCCUGCCGGUGGGCAUGGCUGCCGAGGGCUUUCCGUGCGGACAGGGCAGCAGCGGUCAGUUGUGCCUAGCGUGUGCCAGGAGAGCCAGCUUGGCCACUCGGGCAGGCCUCUCGCCCUGAAGCUCCCUGUGUAACUCCUUAGAGCGACUCCUUGUGGACAGCAAACCUGUCCCUGUACAGUUGUAGGUUAGGCCUCUCACUAUAGCAGAUGCAGAAGUCCACUAAGAUAAACAAUAUGUGAAGUAUGUCCUGCUUUCAUACAGGCCUAUGCGUAAUUGAGUCUCUUCUCAGCUACCUUUCCAUGUUAGACAAUGUGAAGACAGCCACAGCACCCUUCCCCACGACCUUUACCCCAUUGCACAAACUGUGAAGACGUUUUAUACUUUUGCUAACACAUGUGGUUUUCAGUCCUUACGUUUCUUCUCAUCAGUCCUCUGCCCUCUUGUUUCUACUAAAGCUGUAAAUACAUUUAGAAACCGUUUGUAAAUACAAUUACAAAGAUGAGUUCAUUUCCCGUUCAGUGGAAAAGCCUUGGCAGUUUUUCAUUAAUUGGUUUUUUUGUCUUGUUUGCUUUUUUCGAGACAGGGUUUCUCUGUGUAGCUUUGGAGCCUGUCCUGGAACUUGUUCUGUAGACCAGGCUGGCCUUGAACUCAACAGAGAUCCGCCUGCCUCUGCCUCUGCCUCUGCCUCCCGAGUGCUGGGGUUAAAGGCAUGCGCCACCACCACCUGGCUGUUGGUGGGGUUUUCUUCUUCCCUCCCUCCCUCCUUCCCCCCUCCCUCCCUCUCUCUGUUUUGAACAGCAGAUAGGAUACUGUCAGUUCACUGUUAAGCAAAAUAUACUGUAGGACUAAAUUGGUAAUUUUAAAGUCUUCCCAGAGCUUAUGUUUAUGUCUCUUGUAAAGACAGCAAGUAUAACCACCUCUUUUGUUUUACCCUUAGCCCAGACACAGGCCUGCAUAUUUUUUGUGUGUGAUUUUAAUUUUUAACAACCUAGAUUCUGGGGAGAAUUUGCAGGAACACAGAACAAGGGCUAGGGGAAAUGGUCCAUGUGAAUGAGCUCUACCUUAGGUUGAUGUGUUUUAGUUUAAGCUUUCCACUUGUUACUGUGAUGUUUUUGUUAUCACUGUUGUUGUUAAAUUCUGUAAUGGUUUCCUGUGAAGCCUCCACUGAAAGGGACUCAAAUAUGCAACAUCUAAACUAUUUUCCAAGGGCUCAUGCCCCUUGAAUGGUGCUUCUAGCCUGGUCAGGGUUAUUUAUUAAAUUUUAUAUAUGAAAGUAUUGGGGAAUUAUGUAAACUCUUUAUACAAGACUAUCUAGUUCUUACAUCCUAGAUUUCAUAUACUCAGUGCAGCUGAACUGAAAGUUCAGAGAAGUCAUUCACUUUGUUCCAGAUUUGUAAUGGUUGUCACUCACAUACGUCGUCUUCAGUAAGUGCCAGAGUUCCCACUGUUUCUGCCAGGGCUUGCCAACUCCAGGUGCCCCCUGGGUCUGGCACAGACAGGGCUAUCGCUGCUCCUGAUUAGCUACUGGAGUAAGCCUCGCUCGCUGCUCAGUGGCAGAUUGAGCACACAGACCUCUCACUGCCCUUCAGUGACAAGUAUGCUGUGAACUUGGCCUGGAGACUUGGAGACCAAGUCCCAGGCUGCUGCCCUGACUAGAGCAAGAGGUAAACUCGCCUGCCUCCCCUGAGAACGACUGUUUCCCUAAUGUGAAACCAUCUCUUACCACUUUAGCAGUAGGGCUACCAUAGUCUUCCAUUACAAAUGGCUGAGCAAUUUGAAUGACUUCACACGGUGUCAUUAUCUUGCAAUAUAAACUGGUAACCUCACAACGCCACACUUCAUCACCACGUGAAGUAAAUGAAGCUAGCUAAGCGGAUGCUGUAUCAACUAGUAACUUGCCAUUAAGGGUUAUUUUAUAGCAUGAAUUGAAGACUAUUUAUUCAAAUGAUAUUUUACUCUUGUAUUCAUUUCGCUUUAGGUUUGUGACAUGAAUAUUUCAGUGCUGCUUAAUUUUGUUCUGAAUUCUUGUUUCUUGCUUGUAAAUGGCUUUUUUAUGGUAUAAAGUCAAUGGAAAUUGCUGUUUGUAAAUAAAGAUGCUGCUAGAGCAA